CACGGCCACCUGGACGACGCGCACCGCCGACAAUCGCGAGAUUCAACUGUUUUUCGAGUUAGUAGCGCGUUGAUUCGCGAUUGGCUAUGGCAUGACACUUUCGCGAUUGUCAGUUGUUUUCGGGGUGCCUCUUUCGACGGAGAAAACAAAAGUGUUCGCAAGACAUCACGCGAGACGUUUGUUUUUCGUUGAGUUUUAUUCGCGGGAAGCAACAGGCGAUACAACGCCGUUGGACGCGAUCGAUUGAUUUUGAACUGUUUUACGCUGUUUCGCAGGAAGCAGCGUUCGUUUUCAACUGUUUUCGAGUGGUUUUAUUCGCAAAAAGCAAGAGGUGGCAGAGUUCGUUUUCAAUUGUUUUUGAGUAAAUUCUAGACAUCUAACAAGACUUCUGAUUCCGAAUUAUCACAUAAGAAUAUCAUGGAGCGUCCCACCUUUAUUUUUUGUGAGGUGUUAUUUUUGACUACUCCUAACGAUAAACAAUAGUUAUCAGAGAGAGCAGAAGCUUUUCUAUUUUGAUUAUCGCUUUCUUCCACAAAUGAGGUUCCUGCCUUGCUGCAAUAAGUAUUUUGCGUCGACAAAACAGUUGGCAUCAAUGACCUUUCCUCAAUUAAAAUCUCGGUUCGGAAGAACCUUGAUGCGAAAAUGUAACCAAAACCCAUCGUGAAGCACCAUGAGCAGCAAAAAGCCUAAAGAACAAACGUACCAGACACACCAGUCUCGAGAUGCCUGACGUGGAAGCGGUCACCAAGAAGAAGCAUAGCGACAUGCUUCAACGCGCUAGGCACAAACUGCUCAACUUGAGCGACGCUUUGAAACAUCGAAAUCUUGAAGUCUCCGAAGCUCAUAAGAAAGGAAUGGCAAAAUCCAUGACUCAAGUGACGUUAGACUAUUUCUUCAAGCACGGCGGACAGAGCAAGAACCAUAUCUACGCUAAUACUUCGAGAGUGGACGAGCCGAAGAAGAAGCAAGGUCUCCACAAACAGCAUUCCGUGGGUUCGUACCCGAUCAAAAUCGAAAUCACCGACGAGGACGACCUCCCGGUGGACGCCGUCUCCGAAGGGGCGCACGCCCCCGCGUGCGAGGACAUCCCCAGAUGUGCAGAAGCCUUGGCUUUGGAGAAACCCAGGAAGAAACUGUCGUUUCGGGUACCUGAGAUCAUCGGAAAGGGAAGGUGUCACCAAAAAGUGAACGGCGGGUGUGAACUUAGUGAAUUGAGGUUGAGAGACGCUAGUGAUCCGUGCGCGUUGAGGAGGGCCAGUAGCUUUGAGGAUUAUGAUUUGGAGGUAGGAUGUGUGAGGAUGUGUUGACAUUCAUUAGUUGUUUUCGAUGUUCAAGCUUUAAAUCACACUGAUCAGAGAAAUACACACAGUUGCCCCGAGGCAGAGUAACAAUACAC
This is a messenger RNA of Acanthoscelides obtectus, 1396 nucleotides long. NCBI's taxonomy places the organism in Eukaryota, Metazoa, Arthropoda, Insecta, Coleoptera, Chrysomelidae. The record is from the annotation of a GenBank genome assembly.